Chenopodium quinoa (quinoa) is the source of this 1152-nucleotide messenger RNA. Its product is annotated as F-box/kelch-repeat protein At3g23880-like. Lineage: Eukaryota; Viridiplantae; Streptophyta; Magnoliopsida; Caryophyllales; Amaranthaceae. The transcript has 2 exons. Gene Ontology annotation, molecular function: protein binding. Bases 1 to 1152 code for a protein of 383 amino acids. The record is from RefSeq and is a predicted model, not a curated record.
AUGACGAACACCUCAUCGCCGAAGAAAUUGGUAUUCGAAUCCACACACAGAACUCUUCCGGAUCAUCUCAUCCAGGAAAACAUCCUAAUAAGACUUGAGGUGAAACCUUUAAUUCGCCUCAAAUCUGUUUCAAAAGGAUGGUUUUCCAUGAUAUCGAGUACUAAAUUCACAAAAGACCACUUCAAAUUGUGGUACCCCUCGAACGAUCGGACUCUCAUUGUCCAGGAUGAUCGUGACACUGUCAACGAAGAUAAGUACUAUUUAUCCCUUGAUGAAAACUACAAUCUGAAUGAGUUUGUUGAAUUGAGGAAUAAAUAUCCUGCGUUUAAAUUUAAUCCUCAAUCUACUUGUGUGGUGGGUUCUUGUAAUGGGCUAUUGUGCUUGUAUGAUGAAAACAUUAUGCGCAUGUACGUGUGGAACCCUGUAACUAACCAGGUCCGCAAUACAUAUGGUCCCGUCCUUUGUAAGUGGGAUAGUUAUGAAAUGAGGUGUGCCGGGUUUGGUUAUGUUUCGUCUAUUGAUGAUUAUAAGAUAGGGUGUUUGAUAUUUUAUAGGGAAACGUUAUUUAUUUUUGUGUAUUCUUUGAAGGCUGGGUUUUGGACCCAAAGGCCUAAAAGAAAUUGGUAUCGUGAACUGAUGUUAGAAUAUUUAAAUGAAACACCGGCGUUUGUUGGUGAUACUAUUUAUUGGUUUCCUGCUCGCAUAGAAAAUGAGAGAAACCAAAUAAUUGGAUUGGAUUUAGUUGAAGAGGAUAUGGUAAUCAUUCCAUUAGCAAUAAACUUCGCUGGUGAUUUUGCAAAUGUAAGAUUAUUUAGAACACAAGGGCGCUUGACAACUUGUGCCAUUAUUGAGGAUAAUGUUGGUAAGAAAUUUUGUCAUGUUCGCAGUUUGACGGAACAUCGUGAUAAGGGAGAUGCGAUGUCGUGGGCGAUUUCGGGGGAUAGUGAUUUAGCUAUGAGCUAUAUGGGAAAGAAUUUUGUUUAUUUAUUUGAUACAGGAAAGUUCUUGGUAAACAAGAUAUCACAUCAAUCUCAACAGCUUAUGCUACAUGAAUUUAGCAAGUUGAUCGAGGAAGCUUGUUUCGCUAUUUUUCAGGGGCCGUCUUUGGCUAUUCUGAGAGUCUCAUUUCACCUUUUUGACAUGGUUGAUUGA